UGUGCUCAGGGGUCCCCCAUCACGGACCUACCACUGGCCCUGCGUAUGUGGUGCAGCCUCUCUUCAAUCCCUAAGAACUGGUUCUUUCAAAGCAUGUAUUUUCUGAAGAAACUUUAGAACCACGUUUAUUUUAAAAGAACGAACUGGAGAAAACAAAUCGAUUGAUGCUCACAGCUUCUUGGGUGCUUUCUCACGGGUAAAGCCAUGGCAUCCGUACCUUCCAUUGGUUGCCUUCUAGCCAGAAAUCAGUAUUAUCGAAAGUCCAGUGUUUCUUCAGUUAGUUCUUUAACUAGCUCUGAUUCUGUUAACUUCAUAGAUGACGACAAACCACAGCAAGGGUUGCCUGAAGUGGCAGAAUCCACCUGGUGGUUUAAAUCGUUUUUCCAUUCUGAACCUGUGCUUUCAAAUGUGAGAAUAAAAGAUCUGUCUGCUACUGGUCAACCCAGAUUACAGAUGAGCACUUUGUAGCUGAUCGUCUUUGCACUGCCAUUUGAUGAACAUGUUGGUAACGGUUGCCUGCCUUAUGUAGCAUGAACAGUUGAUUCUGACAAUCAAGAUCCUCUGCCUGCUGCAGUGGUCCAUACAUGAACGGCUCCCCUUCAGCGCCCCAGCUAUUCCAGGACUCUUCUCCAUUGUAAGAAGACAAAAAUGUGCCUGAGAUCUCAUUUAUGAGACAAGAUCACAGCAGCCACUGAUAUAACAAAAGUUUAGGCAUUUUUCUCAACACAAAGACUAUCGCUGGAAGUGGCACUUGCUACCUAGUGCAUCUUUGAAAAGUGUGCCUUUAGAAACAAGACACCCUUUUAAAGUAAUAUGUCUUCAAAUGUUGUGACUUACAUAAAGUAGCUCUUUCAUUACUUAUAUCAUUUUUAUUAAAAAAACUUAAGUUAGACUCUU
Molecule: messenger RNA, 897 nt
Organism: Pan troglodytes (chimpanzee)
Lineage: Eukaryota; Metazoa; Chordata; Mammalia; Primates; Hominidae
Gene: PPDPFL
Product: pancreatic progenitor cell differentiation and proliferation factor like
Exons: 5
Coding region: 205-468 (87 amino acids)
Biological process (GO): multicellular organism development; cell differentiation
Source: RefSeq, a predicted model, not a curated record